GUAACUUCUCAGCCAAUGUCCACCUCAUAACAUAGGCUUAUCUCCUUCUGUUCCUCCCUCUCCCACGAAUCAAAAGACUCCAUUUUUUCCUUUCUCUUUUGAAAAACUUCCAAUUGGAUUGAAGCAGCAUACGUGUUCAUCGCGAGCGAGAGGGAGAGAGGCCAUGGAAGGGCUGAAGCUGCCUUCGUCUGUGCCCGGCACGUCAAGCUUGUUCCCCAAAUUCGCCUUCCCCGUCCGACCCACGACUCGUACGGUCCAUUCGACUGGCCUCAUUAGAAGAUCUCUUGCCAUUUCGCCUUGUAUAAUAUCGUGUAAAUACUUUGAUCUAAAGGGAGCGCAUGAUUCACAUAUUAAAAGAAAAGCAUCUGUGCAGCCAGUAAUGGAGGAAUCAAUAGAGGAGAAACCCAAUGAUCUUUCAGUCAGUGGGGAUUCUAUACGCCGUCGAUUUCUUGAUUUUUAUGCUUCACGUGGUCACAAAGUACUUCCAAGUGCCUCUCUGGUGCCGGACGAUCCCACGGUGCUAUUGACUAUUGCCGGAAUGCUUCAAUUUAAGCCUAUAUUCCUUGGAAAGGUUCCCAGACAAGUGCCAUGUGCUGCAACUGCUCAAAGGUGCAUACGCACAAAUGACGUGGAAAAUGUGGGUAGAACAACUCGGCAUCAUACUUUCUUUGAGAUGCUUGGAAACUUCAGUUUCGGUGAUUACUUUAAGAAGGAAGCGAUUAAGUGGGCAUGGGAGCUUUCUACAGCAGAGUUAGGAUUGCCAGCUGAGAGAUUGUGGAUCAGUGUUUUUGAAGACGAUGAUGAAGCCUUUGAUAUAUGGCAUAAAGAGGUAGGCGUUCCUGCUGAUCAUAUAAAGAGAAUGGGCGAAGACGACAACUUUUGGACCAGUGGAGUAACUGGCCCCUGUGGUCCUUGCUCUGAGAUUUACUAUGAUUUUCAUCCUGAGAGAGGAAAUUUGGAUGCGGAUCUUGGAGAUGAUAGUCGGUUUAUAGAAUUCUAUAACUUGGUAUUCAUGCAAUACAACAAAAGAGAUGACGGGUCACUUGAACCGUUAAAGCAGAAGAACAUAGACACUGGAAUGGGAUUGGAGCGGGUUGCUCGCAUUCUUCAGAGGGUUCCCAGCAAUUAUGAGACAGACUUGAUUUAUCCUAUAAUUGAGAAGGCAUCAGAAUUGGCUAAUAUUUCAUAUGGCCUUGCGGAUGAUCCAACAAAAUCGAAGCUCAAAAUUAUAGGGGACCAUAUGCGGGCAAUUGUAUAUCUCAUCUCGGAUGGAGUGAUCCCAUCGAACAUUGGAAGAGGAUAUGUAGUUAGGCGUCUUAUUCGGAGGGUUGUACGUACUGGCAGGUUACUAGAUAUAAGGGGUGAUGGCAGAGAAAAUCUUGAAGGAGCAUUUUUGCCAGCUAUAGCAGAAAAGGUUAUAGAUUUAGGUACUCACAUUGAUUCAGAGGUGAAGACUAGAGCACCCCGCAUACUCGAGGAGAUAAAAAGGGAAGAAUAUCGUUUUGUCCAGACUUUGGAGAGAGGAGAAGAGCUACUGGAACAAAUGAUAGCUGAUGCAUUAUCAAGUGCUCGUGAAAAGGGUACAGUACCAUGCUUGGCAGGCGAAGAUGCAUUUCUAUUGUCUGACACGUAUGGGUUUCCAGUAGAAAUAACAAUUGAAGUUGCUCAAGAGCACGGUGUUACGGUUGAUAUGAACGCUUUUGAUACUGAAAUGGAGAAACAAAGGCGUCGAUCGCAAGCUGCACACCAUGCCGUUAAACUUGAAGUUGGAGAUGAUGCUGACCUUACAGCUAAUGUUUCUGAUACCGAAUUUUUAGGAUAUGACACACUUUCUGCUAAAGCUGUAAUUAAAAGCCUUUUGGUGAACGGGAAAUCAGUCAUUCAGGUUCCUGAGGGAAGUGAAGUAGAAGUGUUGCUCGAUAAGACUCCAUUCUAUGCAGAAUCUGGUGGUCAAAUUGCAGAUCAUGGUCUAAUUUGUGUUUCUGAUGGUGAGAAUCAACGGAGAACUGUGGUGGAGAUCAGAGAUGUUCAAAAAUCUAUGGGUAGCUUAUUUGUUCAUAAAGGCACUGUAAAGGAGGGAGUUUUAGAAGUUGGCAAAGAGGUGGAAGCUGGAGUGGAUCCAAAACUGAGGCAGCGGGCUAAGGUUCAUCAUACUGCUACUCAUCUACUACAAUCUGCACUUAAAAAGGUGAUAGGCCAGGAAACAUCACAAGCUGGGUCUUUGGUGGCCUUUGACCGUUUGAGGUUUGAUUUUAACUUCCAUCGGCCGCUACUUGACGAUGAGAUCCUGGAGAUCGAAAGACUGAUAAAUGGUUGGAUUGGAGAUGCUGCGGUUCUCCAAACUAGAGUUAUGCCUCUUACAGAAGCAAAAGAGGCCGGCGCUAUUGCGAUGUUUGGAGAGAAGUAUGGUGAAGAGGUACGUGUCGUAGAGGUUCCUGGUGUAUCUAUGGAGCUGUGUGGUGGGACCCAUGUCAGCAACACAGCAGAAAUACGAGGCUUCAAAAUAAUCUCCGAGCAGGGUAUUGCAUCUGGAAUCAGGCGAAUAGAAGCUGUUGCAGGGGAAGCUUUCAUUGAGUAUGUCAAUUCCAGAGAUUACUACAUGAAACAGCUAUGCAACAAUCUCAAGGUGAAAGCUGAAGAGGUCACGACCAGGGUAGACAAUCUGUUAGAGGAGUUGAGAACGGCAAGAAAUGAAGUUUCUUUAUUGCGUUCCAAGGCUGCUGUGUAUAAAGCAUCGACCAUUGCGAGCAAAGCAGUCUUAGUGGGAAGUUCGAAAGAAAUCAGGGUACUAGUGGAGUCUAUGGACGACACUGAUGCUGAUUCACUUAAAAGUGCGGGCAAAUAUUUGAUCAAUAGCCUACAUGAUCCGGCAGCGGUUGUGUUGGGCUCCAGUCCAAGUGAAGGAAAGGUGAGUUUAGUUGCUGCGUUCACUCCAGGAGUUGUCGAACUGGGACUACAAGCUGGGAAGUUUAUCGGGCCCAUAGCUAAAUUGUGCGGUGGAGGAGGAGGUGGGAGGCCCAACUUCGCUCAGGCCGGAGGCAGAAAGCCCGGGAACUUGUCGAGCGCUCUAGAGAAAGCUCGAUCGGAGCUCAUGGCAAUCCUAUCGGAGAAGGGAAGCUGACACGCCCUCUAUAAAAUGUGGAAUUGCUUAGAUUCAAUUACUUGGCUCUCGUAUCUCCUGUUAUCUUAUCACAGAGCGGUCGCGAUUUGCCGAUGCAGCGGAUGGGUUGGGGAUGGAUGUACAGUUUUCACAUGCAUUAAGCAUAGUUUGAACGUCAUUCAUUACAAGUACAAAAAAAGGAGAAAAGUUGUGAGACUUCAGCUUUCAUUCAUCAACCAAUUAUUGAAUAUGAAUUGUGGGUUGUAAACCAAGCAGCAUCCCUAUUGCUAACCGAGAUAAUGGAGUUUAGUUUAAAGGUC
Syzygium oleosum is the source of this 3420-nucleotide messenger RNA. RefSeq names its product alanine--tRNA ligase, chloroplastic/mitochondrial. The transcript has 13 exons. Gene Ontology annotation, biological process: tRNA modification; alanyl-tRNA aminoacylation. Lineage: Eukaryota; Viridiplantae; Streptophyta; Magnoliopsida; Myrtales; Myrtaceae. The coding region runs from base 164 to 3121 and encodes 985 amino acids. The record is from RefSeq and is a predicted model, not a curated record. Gene Ontology annotation, cellular component: chloroplast; cytosol; cytoplasm. Gene Ontology annotation, molecular function: ATP binding; amino acid binding; aminoacyl-tRNA deacylase activity.